AUGUCUAGUCCUAAGUAUAGCACACAGCAGGAUACAACUCAGCUGAGUGACUAUGCUCCCGACCAGCUGUCCAAUUUUGAGCUCUCAGAAUUCUUGACGUUCGAUGAAUGGAUAGAGUUAGAAGAUGCUCCAUCAUCUAUGGCUUCUGGGUCUGCCCACAAUCCGGUUUAUCGAGCGCAUGUUGUUGGCGAGUCAGCUGGAAGUAGCAGCCCUCGUGAAGAGCUAAGUGGUGGAGAGGGUGAAGGAGGACGAGAGAAGAAGGAAGCCAAAGAAAGGGUUGCAUUCAAAACAAAAUCGGAGAUUGAAAUACUAGAUGAUGGGUACAAGUGGAGGAAAUACGGCAAAAAGAUGGUGAAGAAUAGUCCAAACCCAAGGAAUUACUAUAGGUGCUCAGUUGAAGGCUGCCCCGUGAAGAAGAGAGUAGAAAGAGAUAGAGAUGAUCCAAGCUAUGUAAUAACAACCUACGAGGGCUUUCACACUCACCAAAGCUUUUCCUAG
This is a messenger RNA of Dovyalis caffra, 498 nucleotides long. The record is from the annotation of a GenBank genome assembly. NCBI's taxonomy places the organism in Eukaryota, Viridiplantae, Streptophyta, Magnoliopsida, Malpighiales, Salicaceae.